Messenger RNA from Acaulospora colombiana, 327 nucleotides. NCBI's taxonomy places the organism in Eukaryota, Fungi, Glomeromycota, Glomeromycetes, Diversisporales, Acaulosporaceae. The record is from the annotation of a GenBank genome assembly.
AUGAAAGCAGACAUAAUUGGAGUUCGGCUUUCAGACAGCCGACAGGUUGUCUUUUUGGAAAUGAGUGGUGCUCCAACGGACUUCUUGAAGGCGCACCCAAUUGGAGAUACGUAUCGACUAACUCUUAGAACGAUAUUUUUAAGAGGAAAAGAGGACUAUGUGGAUGAAGAAGAAUUCUCUGCAGUUUUCCCACUUAGUUGGGAUUUCCGGUUCCAAUUCAUUGAAAUAUUUGAAUUGAUGGAGUUUGUGGUCAUAUAUAUUUUAGAAUAUUCAGAUAUUAUAAGAGAACUAAUUAAGCAUCCAGCAACCUCAGACGAAAUUCUCUGA